This is a messenger RNA of Solanum verrucosum, 1146 nucleotides long. Its product is annotated as kinase-interacting family protein-like. Lineage: Eukaryota; Viridiplantae; Streptophyta; Magnoliopsida; Solanales; Solanaceae. Gene Ontology annotation, molecular function: actin binding. The transcript is spliced from 3 exons. The record is from RefSeq and is a predicted model, not a curated record. Bases 93 to 1130 code for a protein of 345 amino acids.
CUACUCUGUUUUGCUAAAGGCAGCUGCUGGGCACAACACUGUUCUUUUCAGUGAUCAACAAUUUGAAGUACGGCCCUGUUUUGCCUGCUGAAAUGGAAGCAAAACUGAAAGUAGAGAAAACUGGUGCUGCUUCAAAGCAUUCAAGGAAGGGAAGCUUCAGUAGACCCUCUUGGCUUCUUUGCACUAUUGCUGAUUUGGACAAGAAGAUGAAGAAGUUGGUUGUGAACGUUCCCAAUAUAGAUGGUGCUGACAGUUUUACAGAACGCGCUGAUGCUUACUACCAGAAACGGCCACAGCUUCUGGCCUUACUUCAAGAAUUGUAUGACAACUAUCUCUCUUUGGCAGACCGCUAUUGCCAAGCACUUGCCAAGAACCAUCAUCGUCGAAAUUCCUUUCCUAUUCCAUCCUUGCAUUUUGAUCCUGAUAAUGAUGAUCAAUUUGACAAGGAAGAGAACAAUGGAUCGGAGAUUGUUGAUUCUGAUGCUGAGAGCUCAUUAUCAUAUCAGCCUCCAUUUCCAUCCACACAAGCCAAAUUGGAACCAGAUAUGAUCAUUGCAGACUUGGUGAUCAGAAGUGUUGACUGUGAAAUCAUCCUGCACGAGCUUAGUCAAGUCGACAAGCUUUGCAACGAGUCAUCAAGGAAGAUAGAGUUGCAGGAAAGCUUAUUGGAGUUGUUGGAAUCAGAGAGAUUGAUCUUGUUAAAUGAGAACGCGAGAUUGGGAUACAAAGUGGCUUCAUUGAUGGAGGAGAAUAAGGGAUUGUCUUCAGAGUCUUUGUUCAUGAAGAGGAAGGUAGCUGAGCUUGCAAGGUGCAUGCUAAACAGGAGGGAGGAUCAUAGAGUUUGCAUGCUUAGUCGAAAAGUUGAGGAUCUUCAAGGUCAGAUAUUUGGAUUGGAGAGUAGGAACAAUGAGUAUUAUGAGCAGCUACUGAAGCAUGAAGAAGAGAAAAGGAGCAAGUCUAAGAUGGGGUUGAAGGGUUGCUUUAAAGUGCCUGAAGAGGCUGGUGUUGGCAAUGCCAAAAAGGGUGAGAAGCAGAAAACUAUUGGUGCUGAAGUUGGAAAGAAAGUUCCUAAGUUUUGGGACAGGGUUAAAAAGCUUGAUAUCUUCCUUUGUGCACCUGAAUUCAACUAAACCUAUUGUUAACAUG